This is a messenger RNA of Diorhabda carinulata, 1014 nucleotides long. It is a transcript of the gene mRpL9, whose product is annotated as 39S ribosomal protein L9, mitochondrial. The coding region runs from base 186 to 1001 and encodes 271 amino acids. Lineage: Eukaryota; Metazoa; Arthropoda; Insecta; Coleoptera; Chrysomelidae. The transcript is spliced from 4 exons. Gene Ontology annotation, biological process: translation. The record is from RefSeq and is a predicted model, not a curated record. Gene Ontology annotation, cellular component: mitochondrion; ribosome. Gene Ontology annotation, molecular function: structural constituent of ribosome.
GUAUUUGUACGUACUUUUCGGAUUCUAUUAUUAUAAGUAUAUUUUUAUCAUUAACAAUUGUUAUUCAUCUAUUUCGCUGCUUAUGUUACUGUUUAGGCAAUGGAUUUAUUCUAUGAAUUAACGUUAUCUAUGUUCUAUGAUUAAACAGUUUGCUUUAGGUUAGAUUUUUGUAGAAAUUUUUGAAAAUGUGGAAAAAUGUAGCUUCAACAAUAGUUUCCUCAUUGAAAACACAGAAAUUUUUAUUUCCUCAUGAAUUAUUAUAUCAACCAGCUAGAACUACGUUUAUCUUGAAAAGGAAAUUUCCUCCGCAACUACAUAAGAAAGGAAAACCACAAAAGACCUUGAGAAGUAGACAUUAUGUGUAUGAAUUAGUUCAAAAUAUUGCUGGUGAAAGACAACCUAAUAUGGAGGUUAUCCUUACUACAUUUGUAGAAGGUUUAGGGAAUGUAGGUGAUAAAGUAUCAGUGAAACCGAAUAAAGCUUAUAACCAAUUGCUACUUCCUGGUUUAGCUGUCUAUGCAAAUCCAGAAAAUGAAAAAAAAUAUAAAGAUGCUAUAGAUGACCAGAAUGUAAUUAAGUUCAGUACUCCUACAGCGGCGUAUACUGUUAAAACAUUGUCUCGAAUGCUAUUAUCAGUAGUUAUGAACAAAGACACGCCUUGGACAUUAAAACCUUGGCAUGUGAAAGCUUCAUUCAGAAAGUGUGGUUAUAAUGUUCCGGAAGAAGCUAUAACACUUCCAGAACAACCCAUAUCUGGACCUAACUUGGAUUUAGAAGACAAAGAAUUCUUUGUUACAGUUACAAUAAAUAAGCAAGAAAAGGUAAACGUGCGGUGUAGGUUACAUCAUUGGAGUACAGAAGUAGCAACGAGAUUACCUCAUGUUCACAACUUCUGGGAAACACCAGCAGAACCUAUUAUACCAGAACAGGCACCAAUUUUAGAAGCUCUGCCCAAAAAGCCACCUAUCAAAGUUAAAAUAGAGACGAAAAAAAUCAAAUAAAGUGUUUAGUUUA